Molecule: messenger RNA, 4693 nt
Organism: Cicer arietinum (chickpea)
Lineage: Eukaryota; Viridiplantae; Streptophyta; Magnoliopsida; Fabales; Fabaceae
Biological process (GO): protein ubiquitination
Molecular function (GO): ubiquitin protein ligase activity
Source: RefSeq, a predicted model, not a curated record
AAAAUUCUCCCAUUUUAUCUAAGCAAAGACUUGACUAAAUUUCUCUUAUUUUAUCGAUUAAUGAGUUGAAAAUUUGAAAGCACGAAAUUCCCGAUUGUAUUUCCGUUUCAUCAAAACCCUUCCAGUUUUCACAAAUUCAAUUCAGACAAACGAUUUCUUCUAAAAUAUUUGUCGCCGUUUUUCGAAUCGAGAGCGUUCCCGACGCACCGAGACAUCGUCUAUUAGAUAACACAAAACUGUGGCUUCGAAUUACCUUCUCAAUGGAAUCCGAUUUCGAGACGAACGAUAUGCUCACACUCACACACGAUCAAUUUGAUGCCAACGACAAUGAUAAUUUAGAUGUUGAAGGGGAAAGAUGUGGAAUCUGUAUGGACAUGGUUAUUGACAGAGGAGUACUUGAUUGCUGUCAGCACUGGUUCUGCUUUGCCUGCAUUGACAACUGGGCAACCAUCACUAAUCUCUGCCCACUUUGCCAGAAUGAGUUUCAGUUGAUUACUUGUGUUCCAGUAUAUGAUACCAUAGGGAGCAACAAAGUUGAAGAUGGCUCAUUCUUCAGAGAUGAUGACUGGUCGAUUGAAGGGAAGAACAACAGUCUCUCAUUUCCCUCUUAUUACAUUGAUGAAAAUGCAGUUACUUGCUUGGAUGGUGAUGACUGCAAAAUUCGAAAUGGAUUGGCCAGUAUUGAAGAAGAUUCUGGUCUUGAUACAUCAAUCGCUUGUGAUUCAUGUGAUAUAUGGUAAGCACAAGUACCACGCCUUUUGUGUGGGAUUUGAUACUGAAGAAACAUCUGAAAGUACAUGGUUAUGCCCAAGAUGUGUGGUUGAUGAAGUUUCUAAAGGAAGAGAUGCCAAUUCAAUAAAGAAGGAAACCCUGGAUUUUAACCCAGACAAUAAUACCAGUCAAUGCCAUGCUGAGGAUUCCAGAAUGGUGUCUGUGUCCAUUGCUGAUACUGGGGAGACAGCUGUUGUUGUCUCAAUGGUUGACAGAAACAGAUGGGUUCCAGAAACAAGUGACAGUGGCAUAUUGCCUCCUGAAGUUGACGGGGAUCUGCUAACUGAACCAUGUAAUUUAAUGCACGACACAAAUAAUCAACUGCAGGGAGCAGAUAAGACAACUAUGUCACCAAUCAUGGAGGGAGAAGAACUGGAGCUGUCCUUAUCACACAAUAUGUCCUGUAACCCAACUUCUAAGUCCUUGGUGCAUAAUGAUUUAAAGAAAAGUGAUAAUGGAACAAGAUGUGAAUUGAGUAGCUUUGAUGGAACCAAGUUAUUUGAUGAGUCCCAUGUCAAAACUAGUCCAUGCAAAAUUGAAUCUGAUAUAGGUCUUCAUCUUGGUUUAUCGGUGGGCUCUUUUCUACCUGUUGAUAACGUGGAGAAGAGCGAAACAAAAGAUCAAGUAACUGAUGUCCCGUGCUCGAAUCUAGAAGAAUUUCUUUUGAAAGCAGAUGAAAUUGAAACCAAUGCUUGUGAGGACAAUGCCAGAGUGACUGGUAAAAAGAGGAAGCAUGUUGAUUACAGUCAUGAGCAAAUUCAUAUAAAAGUUGAGGAUGAAGGUGCCAAGCUUGAACUAUCGGUUGAAGCUUCACAAAAGAAAAUUAGAGCAACUUCCAGUGAAAUGAUUAGUGCUAAUGAAUCGACUGAUGCUCAACUUUCUGACAAUGCUAAGAAAAGUCCUGCUUUAAAGCAUUCUCCAUCAAAGGAGAUUGCGGCAUCAGAUAUAAUGAACAUAGUUAAAGGGACGAACCGGAGGCUUUCCAAGGGACUUGCUGGCACUAAUGAUAGUGAAAUGUUAGGUGAAAAGAAAGAAAACAUGGCUGGAUUGAGGGUUAAAAAGAUUAUGAAGAGAGUUUCUGAUAGUGGAGAAUCAUCGUCAGUAGUCCAAAAUCUAAGGAACGAAAUUAAAGAAGCUGUCCGCAAUAAAUCCUCUGUGAACUUUGAGGAAACCCAUUUUGAUAAAAAACUUCUUGAAGCAUUUAGGGCUGCUAUAACAGGUCCUAAAACGGAACCUGUAAAUAAGUUAUCCCCUUCAGCUCUAAAGGCAAAGAAGUCAAUGUUGCAGAAAGGAAAAGUUCGUGAACAUCUAACAAGGAAAAUAUUUUCAACUUCCAAUGGAAGACGAAAGCGUGCAUGGGAUAGGGACUGUGAAAUUGAGUUUUGGAAAUAUCGUUGCAUGAGAGCUUCAAAGCCUGAAAAGAUUGAAACUUUAAAAUCAGUUCUUGAUCUACUAAGAAAAAGUUCAGAGGGCUCGGAAUCACAGCUAGCUCCUGAAUGUCAGGCAAAGAAUCCAAUUCUUUCCAGAUUGUAUAUAGCAGAUACAUCUGUUUUCCCACGGAAAAAGGAUGUCAAACCUUUCUCAGAGCAGACUAAGCAUAAUAACCCAUCAGCAAAAGGACCAAAUCAAUCUCUUGAUACCAAGACUAUUAAAACAACAGAGGUAAAUAAUCUUUUAUUGAAGAACAGAGUUUGUUCGUCUGAGAUAAAAGUAGAUAAGAAGAUUGUACGUGGUUCAGUUGGUGAUAAUUCAGAUUCUGGUAAAGUACAUUUAAGCAGUCACUCAGAAGGGACGUCACUUUCUUCUUCAGCUGGUUCCAAAGUUGGCACAAAGGAGUCGGGCCUUAAAUCUGAUUCUGUGAAAAGUGAUAAAAGAAAAUGGGCCUUGGAGGUUCUUGCUAGGAAAACAGCUGUUGGCAGCAAUAAAUCCGCAAAUGAAAAUCAGGAAGACGAUGCGAUUUUUAAAGGAAAUUAUCCUUUGCUUGCCCAAUUACCAACUGAUAUGCGACCAGUGUUGGCACCUUGUCGCCAUAAUAAAAUUCCUGUAUCAGCCAGGCAGACACAACUUUACCGCCUGACGGAACGCUUAUUGAGGAACACAAAUCUGCCAACCAUUCGCAGAACUGCAGAUACAGAAUUGGCUGUUGCAGAUGCAGUUAAUAUUGAAAAGGAGGUUGCUGACAGAUCAAACAGCAAGCUGGUGUAUCUGAACCUUUGUUCACAAGAACUAUUGCAUCGCACAAACAACACAAAAUCCAAUGUAGACGCAGACACAAGCCCACCAACCGCAUCACCAGUGCAUACUGAUCAAUCAGAACAAAAUUCACAUGAUCUUUCGACUGACCCUGCAACUCAAAUAGCAUUAAAAAAUGCUGGUCUGUUGUCUGAUUCGCCACCAAGCAGUCCACAAAAGAACAGUGAAAUUUGUAAUGGAAAUGAAGUGUCAGGGCCUGAUGAUAUACUUGAACUAGAUUCUCGUCCUGAGCUGGAUAUUUAUGGUGAUUUUGAGUAUGAUUUGGAAGAGGAUGAUUACAUAGGCGCUAGUAUAAAGAUCCCAAACCUAAAACAAGAGCAGAGUGAAUCAAAAGUGAAACUUGUUUUCUCCACCACGAGCUUGAAGAAAACAAAUAAUGCUUUGGAUUGUGCAGACUGUAAGGGGUCUGAAAAAAAUGAAGUGCCAGGAGAUGCCUCUUGCUCACCAAACUGUUGCAGUGAUGCAGUCCACAGGGAUUCUACCAUUGAUGCGGAGAUUGGCCAGCCUUCUGUUUCUUCUGGGCUACUACCAUGUGACGGUGCUGUUGAGCCAGUUGAUUCAGAGUUUGAAGAAUUAUAUGGCCCUGAUAAAGAACCACUUAUAAAAAAGUUUCCAGAUGUUGAAUUACAAUCAUUACAUGGAGAGGGCAAGACGGAAACUCAAAGCAAGCAUAAUGAUUGCCAUAAGGACAGAGAACUUGUCUCAGAAAAAGCAGUAAAUGAUGCUGAAUUAGGGAAUGAGAAUCUCACAGAAAAUGUGUCUGUCCCUACCAACACCGACAAAUCUUCCAAUAUAUCUGGGACCAAUGAAAAUCUUCAAAGGAAGGAAGAGAAACCUGGCAUCCCUGCACAGCAGCUUACCAAUGAAAAUCUAGUAGUGAAGAAGGUAGAAGCCUACAUCAAGGAGCAUAUCAGGCCACUGUGUAAGAGUGGUGUGAUCACAGCUGAACAGUACAGGUGGGCUGUUGCAAAAACAACUGAUAAGGUUAUGAAGUAUCAUUCCAAAUCAAAGAAUGCUAAUUUCCUCAUAAAGGAAGGUGAGAAAGUCAAGAAACUUGCAGAGCAGUAUGUUGAAGCUGCCCAACAGAAUAGAAAAAGUUGAGUCCCAUAUUGCCAUUUCAUUCUCAACAAAUUUUCUCAAGUUUAUUGUUAGUUGUUCACCUUUUUCAUAGGUGCGACAUUGCUAACUGUUUUAGAAACUUGCUUCAUUGGGUUACUGUGCGUAUAUGUUGGAUUUCGCACCAUGAAAAUAGUGCGAUGCUGCACACAAUGGGGAUUGAUUCAGAACAGGUGUGGGUUAAAAUGUCAUGUUUUAAUGUGAUUUCCCAAAUGAAGCCCUAAACCUGACUAUUCGUGAUAAGCAGGCUAAUGGACUGGACUGCGAUUCUUUCGUACCUUCUUAGUAAAGGGAAUCACUGUACAGAUUAUUUAGCCAAAAUGGGAGGUACUCAAAAUGAAAGGAUGUAGGUCUUAGACAUUCUUCCUCGUGGCCUCAGUUGUUUCCUAUUGGCAGAUUCUAUGGGGGCGGAAUUCCAUCGUUUAUAGUUCUGUUUUCUUUGUUGUUGUAACAGUCUAUGUAAUGUAGACAAACUAUUGCAAGCCCACACUCAAAAUGAAAUGAAGUAUUGCUGUAACGGAAUUAUAGAGUAAUAAUGCGAUUGUAGAAAAAA